ACCAAACUAAUAAUGAAAUUGUUGCGAGUUGUAAUUUCAAUAUAAAAACAAAUCAGAACCGCACAUUCUUGGGAAGGCUGAACGCAAUUUUGAUGCGCCGGAAUCUUCCCCUUUAAUUCAGCCAACUCCUCCGCCAUGUCGCCAUUAUCGGCAUAACAUAACAGCGGGAGUCGAGUAGCCCUACCAUCCUCUGUGUCCUCGUCUGUCCGCCGCGUCACCAUCAAGCGUCUCCCCCUGCCAUGCCCCGCGUCAACUCGCUGCUGCCUGCCCUGCUGUUCGUCCUCUUCUCGGGCCUGAGCCGGGGUUACUUCCCCGAGGAGCGCUGGAGCCCAGAGUCUCCGCUGCUCGCUCCGCGGGUCGUUGUCGCGCUCAUCUGCCGCAACUCCGCACACUCUUUGCCGCUGUUUCUUGGAGCCAUCGAACGUCUCCGCUACCCCAAGGACCGUAUAGCUUUAUGGGUGGCGACAGAUCACAACAUAGAUAACACCACUGCCGUCCUUCGAGAUUGGCUCAUCAAAGUUCAGAAUGACUAUCACUAUGUGGAGUGGAGACCUGAUGAUGGAUCCAGCGCCUUCGUGGACGAGGUGGGACCCAAACACUGGAAUAAUCUUCGAUAUGAACAUGUGAUGAAGCUUCGUCAGGGGGCUUUGGACACAGCUCGUGAGAUCUGGGCCGACUACCUCCUGGUGGCAGACUGUGACAACCUGCUCACCAACCAAGAUGUCUUGUGGAAACUGAUGAGGGAAAACAAGACCAUUGUUGCUCCAAUGUUGGAAUCCAGAGCUGCCUACUCCAACUUCUGGUGCGGAAUGACUUCACAGGGAUACUACAAGCGAACACCAGCCUACAUACCCAUCAGAAAGCAGGAGCGUCGGGGUUGCUUUGCUGUACCCAUGGUUCACUCGACAUACCUGGUGGACCUACGGAAGGAAUCCUCUCGUCAGCUGGCUUUUUACCCGCCACACCCGGAGUACAGCUGGUCCCUCGAUGAUGUCAUUGUUUUUGCCUACUCUGCUCGCAUGGCGGACGUCCAGAUGUAUGUGUGCAACAAAGAAACCUAUGGAUAUUUUCCUGUGCCGAUGCGUUCCCAUGCUACUUUGCUGGAUGAGGCGGAGAGCUUCUUGCACACUCAGCUUGAGAUCAUGGUGAAAAAUCCUCCACUGGAGUAUUCCAGCUUCCUGUCUCUUCCUCCCAAGCAGCCAAACAAGAUGGGCUUUGAUGAGAUCUUCAUGAUAAAUCUGGUGCGGAGAUCCGACCGGCGCGAGCGCAUGCUAAGAACGUUACACGAGAUGGAGCUCAGCUGUAAGGUUAUUGCCGCUGUGGAUGGCAAGGCUCUGAAUAAUAGUGACAUAGCGUCAAUGGGGAUUAGUAUGCUGCCUGGGUACAAAGACCCCUACCACGGUCGACCUCUCACCAAGGGUGAACUGGGUUGUUUCCUCUCUCAUUACAACAUCUGGAAAGAGAUAGUGGAUCGUGGUCUGCACACAUCCUUGGUCAUUGAAGACGAUCUGCGCUUUGAGGUGUUUUUCAAACGCCGUCUCCAGACAUUGCUCCAGGAAGUGACGGCACACAAGCUGGACUGGGAUCUCAUUUACAUCGGACGGAAACGGAUGCAGGUGGAUCAUCCGGAGAAGUCAGUACCCAACAUUCACAAUCUGGUGGAGGCGGACUAUUCCUACUGGACUUUAGGCUACCUGCUGUCCUUGCAAGGAGCCAAGAAACUCCUCAGGGCUGAGCCUCUGAAAAGGAUGCUUCCUGUCGAUGAGUUCCUUCCUGUCAUGUAUGACAAACAUCCUGUCUUAGACUACAUGGACCACUUUGAAGAUCGGAAUCUUCGGGCAUUCUCCGCGGAGCCGCUUCUUGUGUAUCCCACUCAUUACACCGGGGAUGCGGGCUAUAUAAGUGAUACAGAGACUUCUGUAGUAUGGAACAACGACACAACCAAGACCGACUGGGAUCGAGCCAAGUCCAGGAAAACACAGGAGCAAGUGGAGCUGAGUCUUGAGGCCCAGAACUCUGAUGUGCUCCAGUCUGAUCUGGAGAACUGGAGUGCUCGGGAUGAGCUCUGAGGCCUUCAGAGGGAACUUCGCGUACACACUGAGAAGGUUGACGUACUGUACAGUAGAACAAAGCUGUGAUAGUGGAAGGAAUGAAGAAGAGAUAUAAGGGAGGCUUAGUGGACGGACACAGGUCAAGUGAGAAUUGAACAUGUGUCUCUCGCCACCAUUUGAUCUUUCUCUUAAAGGAGGAGGUUGGAUAUAAAGGCAAAUUAACUCUUGAAGAGUCACUUAGCAGCUUUUGUUUUAUUUAUUGCCCCCUGACGCCCCCCCUUGGUCCAUAUGUGACGAGACUGAAACGAUUAAUCGCUGACUAAUCCCAUUAACUUUUCAUUCAUUCAUUCAUUCAUUCAUUCAUUCAUUUUCUACCGCUUUUCCUCACGAGGGUCGCGGGGGUGCUGGAGCCUAUCCCAGCUGUCUUUGAGCAGGAGGCAGGGUACACCCUGGACUGGUUGCCAGCCAAUCACAGGGCACAUAUAGACAAACAACCAUUCACACUCACAUUCAUACCUAUGGACAAUUUGGAGUCGCCAAUUAACCUUUCAAAUAAAUACAAAUAUUAAUUUGAUAUUGUAAAAUUUCCUUUAAAAAAAAAGUCCGAGAUAACAUCUUUUAAUUUGGUUUUAGUUGAGGACUCAAAUUCAUUAAAAAAAAGUGUAGAAUUAGUUGUUUCCCGGGAAAAAAAACAAAACAUUGAUUCAUUGACGCUUGGUACUUUUUUGACAGCCUUGUUUGGGAGCCAUUUUUUUUUUCUUCUUAACAGUGUGUUAUUUAUUAUACUUUUUUUUUUAACAUGAUACAACAUUUUUCCACUCAUGAAUGUAUGUGUGUCGUUUUCUUAUACUCAAUUCUAACAACACAACUACUAUAUGUACUUUAAUUUUUUCUCACCAUUGCUUUUAUUGAAGCCCAACCUGCAGGUUGUGAUGCAUUUAGUUUGGCUUAUUAAUUCUUUGUUUACAAAUUGAUCAGUUUUAGAGAAAUAAUAAAACAUUUUAUAGAGAAAUAAUGGUGUCCUUGUGGUUUUAAUAAUGUCAUUUGUGCAGUCCCUGGACUGGUCGCCAGCCAAUCACAGGGCACAUAUAGACAAACAACCAUUCACACUCACAUUCAUACCUAUGGUACAAUUUGGAGUCGCCAUUAGCCUUUCAUUCAUUCAUUCAUUUUCUACCGCUUUUUUCCUCACGAGGGUCGCGGGGGUGCUGGAGCCUAUCCUAUGUGUGUCGUUUUCUUAUACGCAAUUCUAACAACACAACUACAGUAAACCUCGGAUAUAUCGGACUCGGAUAUAUCGGAAAUUCGCUCACAACGGACAGAUAAAAAAGAACCGAUUUUUCUGUAAUGCAUUUCCAAUAAAAAUUCAUUGCAUAUAUCGGAUUUUUUAUAACGGAUUUCGCCUAUUUCGGACAAAAUCUCCAGUCCCGUUCCAAUGCAUUUCCAUUAAAUUUCCCUCGCAUAUAUCGGAUGGCCGCAUCGUGGCGCUCCGAUUCGCCGAAUCGUGACAGGCCGCUAUACGACGUCAUUUGCAGCGUUUGCAGCGUUGCCUGCGCGUCCAGGUACAUUGGAAACAUAGUCAAGGAAGUGCCUUUUUAUAACGGAUAAAAUCCGAUUUACGCAUAUAUACCGGAUAUAAAUCCGAUAUAUGCGUAAAACGGACAUUUUCCGGUAUACGCAUAUAACGGAUUUCGCUUAUAUCGGACAAAACCAGU
Messenger RNA from Doryrhamphus excisus (bluestripe pipefish), 3766 nucleotides. Its product is annotated as procollagen galactosyltransferase 1-like. Lineage: Eukaryota; Metazoa; Chordata; Actinopteri; Syngnathiformes; Syngnathidae. Gene Ontology annotation, molecular function: procollagen galactosyltransferase activity. The record is from RefSeq and is a predicted model, not a curated record.